AUGCUGAUAUUAGUUCUAGGAAUAACUUCAGCUACUUUGCUAGUGAUUGUUGCUAUUUUUGGCUUUUGUUACUUGCAAAGAUCAUCAAAACAUGAGAUUAAAGACAUAGAAAGCUUAGAAGAAAAGCAUCAAGAGGUGAAGGAGGAUUUAAUCAUAUUUCAAGGUGGAGAAGAUUUGACAAUAUGUGAUAUAUUGGAUGCACCAGGGGAAGUGAUUGGAAAAUCUAAUUAUGGAACACUUUAUAAGGCUUUGUUGCAAAGGAGCAACAAAGUUAGGUUAUUGAGGUUUUUGAGACCUGUUUGUACUACAACAGGUGAAGAAUUUGAUGAAAUGAUUCUGUUUCUUGGAAGAUUAAAGCAUCCUAAUUUGGUUCCCCUUUUGGGAUUUUAUACUGGACCAAGAGGUGAGAAGCUUCUUGUUCAUCCAUUUUACAGGCAUGGGAAUCUUACUCAGUUCAUAAGAGAUGGAAAUGGAGAGAGUUACAAAUGGACAAACAUAUAUAAAAUAUCAAUUGGUAUAGCAAAAGGAUUGGAACAUCUUCACACAUCACAAGAAAAACCAAUUAUCCAUGGAAACCUAAAAUCGAAAAACAUCCUUUUAGACAGUUCCUAUCAACCACACAUCUCAGAUUCAGGUCUCCAUCUUCUGUUGAAUCCAACUGCUGCACAAGAAAUGCUUGAAAGUUCGUCUGCUCAAGGCUAUAAAGCUCCUGAACUAAUCAAAAUGAAGGAUGCUAGUGAAGAAACCGAUAUCUAUAGCCUCGGCGUAAUCUUGCUUGAAUUGCUUUCAGGAAAGGAACCUAUCAAUGAUCAUCCAACUCCCGAUGAGGAUUUCUAUUUGCCGAAUUUCAUGAGAAAUGCUGUUCUUGGACAUAGAAUGUCUGAUUUAUAUCAUCCGGCUAUUCUUCUCAGAAACGGCGUAGAUGAUGAAAUUCAAGUUACGGAAGAAUGUGUUCUCAAAUUUUUUCAACUUGCUAUGGCUUGUUGUUCACCUUCACCUUCAAUUAGACCUAACAUUAAGCAAGUUAUUAGGAAGCUUGAAGAAAUUAUACACUAG
Vicia faba (fava bean) is the source of this 1056-nucleotide messenger RNA. NCBI's taxonomy places the organism in Eukaryota, Viridiplantae, Streptophyta, Magnoliopsida, Fabales, Fabaceae. The record is from the annotation of a GenBank genome assembly.